CUUCAGCACAGUAGGUGGCGGAAUGACGCUUUAACGUCUGUUUGCGGACCGCCAUUUUGUCGAAGUCGGAGAAGAAGUCUGACACCGUAAACAUUGCGUCAGGAGGCCGGAGAAGGGACCGUCUGGUUUCCAAGGAGGAUCAGAGAGUGACAGGGGUUUCAGCAGGAUCAGGCAGCCAGGGAAGACCAGUCUGUGACAGAGGUAGUGGAUGAGGUGGCAGCAGAACACAGGGUGAUGGUGUAGCACUGGGUGACGGGCUGCCAGGGUGAGGAGGACAGGUGCGGUGCUAGCUGAGUGGAGGGGCGUGGUGUGGGAUGUGGCGCUGGACGACCCACUUGGACGGAGGGCCGCGGAGGGUGAACCAUGCUGCCGUCUCCAUGGGACACAAGGUGUACUCCUUCGGAGGGUACUGCUCUGGAGACGACUAUGAGACGCUGAGACAGAUAGAUGUACAUGUCUUCAACACAGUUUCUCUGCGGUGGAUGAAGUUGCCUCCAGUGAGAACAGGUGGUAGGGAACAUGCCAGGGAUGUCCCCUACAUGCGUUACGGUCACACAGCCGUGCUGCUGGACGAUACCAUCUACAUCUGGGGGGGUCGUAACGACACGGAGGGGGCCUGCAACGUCCUCUAUGCCUUCCACGUCAACAAUCACCGGUGGUUCACCCCUAAGAUAUCUGGGACGGUUCCGGGAGCGAGAGACGGCCACUCAGCCUGCAUCCUGGGGAAGGCCAUGUACAUCUUUGGAGGGUAUGAGCAGCUGGCUGACUGCUUCUCUAAUGACAUUCAUAAGCUGGACACUACCACCAUGGCCUGGUCACUAGUCAACGCAAGGGGUACUCCAGCUCGUUGGAGGGACUUCCACUCUGCCACCAUCAUUGGCACUAAGAUGUUUGUGUUUGGAGGCAGAGCAGAUCGCUUCGGUCCGUUCCACUCUAGUAAUGAGAUCUACUGCAACAAGAUAAAGGUGUUUGAUACAGAGACCAACAGCUGGCUGAACACUGCUACUGCUCAGCUCCCACCAGAGGGACGACGUAGCCACUCAGCCUUUUCCUACAACGGGGAGCUGUAUAUAUUUGGGGGCUAUAACGCUCGUCUGGACCGACACUUCAAUGACCUCUGGAAGUUCAACCCAGAGGCGUUCUCAUGGAAGAAGGUGGAGCCUCAGGGUAAAGGUCCGUGCCCCAGGAGGAGACAGUGCUGCUGCUUGGUGGGAGAUCGUAUCAUCCUGUUUGGAGGAACCAGUCUGGUGAAUGUCCAGCUAUCUCCAGUCUGGUGAAUGUCUAGCUACCUCCAGUCUGGUGAAUGUCCAGCUACCUCCAGUCUGGUGAAUGUCCAGCUACCUCCAGUCUGGUGUGGGUCUAGCUACCUCCUGUCUGGUGAAUGUCCAGCUACCUCCAGUCUGGCAAAAUGUCUUGCUACCUCCAGUCUGGUGUGGGUCCAGCUACCUCCAGUCUGGUGAAUGUCCAGCUACCUCCAGUCUGGUGUGGGUCUAGCUACCUCCAGUCUGGUGAAUGUCCAGCUACCUCCAGUCUGGUGAAUGUCCAGCUACCUCCAGUCUGGUGAAUGUCCAGCUACCUCCAGUCUGGUGUGGGUCUAGCUACCUCCAGUCUGGUGAAUGUCCAGCUACCUCCAGUCUGGUGUGGGUCUUGAAGCCAGUUAAUGAUUCACUGGUACAGGCAGCACCUGCUGGACCCAUGUAGUGUCAGUACACUGUGGCUCUCACUUUUGUCUGUGUGUCUGUCUGAAGUUGGGGACCGGACAUCUUCAGAUGGACAAGGUGUAAACCGGAACGUGACAGCUUGGCAUGCUGCGAGCUGGGCCUGGCCCAAUCAGACGCCUUAACUUGUUUUGUGUGUAUAUAUUAGGGAUGUUGCUGCUGGCUAACAGGCCUUCAUUAACCAGUGAACAAACAGUAAAAUGACGUGUCCAACAGAAUAUACUCUGCAUGCAUACAAGGAACAUAUUCAAAUAUACACUAUCGUCAUACAAGGAACAGAUUCAUACAAGGAACAUAUUCAUAUAUAUACAUAUAAGGAACAGACAUUUUUCAUAAAGAGCUUAAUGGAAACGGGCUGGGUAUUGUUGCAUAUCGUCUUACAGUCAAGCAGCUGUCGCCUAUUAUUAGACAUGCAGCUCCUGUAAUGAAGCAGCUAAUUAAACGUAAUUUAAACAUGUCAAAUUGUCUGUAAAAGUCUGUUGG
Messenger RNA from Oncorhynchus mykiss (rainbow trout), 2201 nucleotides. Lineage: Eukaryota; Metazoa; Chordata; Actinopteri; Salmoniformes; Salmonidae. The record is from RefSeq and is a predicted model, not a curated record.